Messenger RNA from Leptidea sinapis, 3539 nucleotides. RefSeq lists its product as uncharacterized. The transcript has 7 exons. The record is from RefSeq and is a predicted model, not a curated record. NCBI's taxonomy places the organism in Eukaryota, Metazoa, Arthropoda, Insecta, Lepidoptera, Pieridae. Bases 26 to 2347 code for a protein of 773 amino acids.
UAGUGAUAAUGCUCUAACAUUCACUAUGUGGCGUCUUAUUAUUAUUAUAAUCGUAGAUAAUGUGGUGAGUGAAGGCCAAUUUGAAUGUGGAGAGCACGGAAGAUUCGAAUAUUGUAUUGACGAAAUCCCUGGCUGUGUGAUAGGAUGCCACUGUCAUCCUGGCUAUUAUUUCGAUACAGAAUCGAAAAUAUGCGAACCAAACACAAAGCUGACUCUAGGUUCCAGAAGGACAUUUACAACCACAGAGCCUGUGGAGAUAAUUGAAAUCGGCGUAACAUCUCCUGACCCUAUAGAAAAUCAAGUCGAUGAAAUAACUAAAACUGCUGAUAACUUAGGAGACUGGCUCUAUAAUCAAUUUUUUAAAACUGUAGAAAAUCAAGUUAUUAACAAUACAAAAAAGGAUGACUCUCUGACUAGGCGAAGUAAUUUGCCUUUGCCGGAAAAAAAGAAUAAAAAUAAAUUGUCUCGUAAAAGAAGAGGUAAAUCAAAAAAGAAUGGUAAAAAAUCAAGUCUGAGACGAAAAUUACUCAGGAUCACGGAGAAUGAUAGUGCCUUUGAUUCGAGUUCACAAUCUGAAUCUGAUUCAAGCAAUUCUGAUUCUAGUGAAAGUGAUAGCUCUGAAGAAGUGAUCCAUAGUGAAAACAAGCAUCAAGAUGAUAAAGAACAUGGACAUAAAAAAAUUGUCAUCAUUAACAAAAAGCCCAAGCCUCAAUUACCUUCAUUUAUAUUCUUGCCUAACAUGGACACAGCAUAUUACCCACCCAUUGGACUGCCACCACCACCAGCUUUGCCAAUGUAUCCAAUAGUUCCUGUUCCUCCAGUCAUGCCUCCUGUGUUUCCAUUUUACCCAGGACAACUAGCAAAUAUUACAGACUGUGAAGAAAAUAGCGGAAAAACAUCUUCUACCACUUCAACAACAAUUACACCUACUACCACUACAUCGGAGACACCCAAGACUACUACAGCCAAAGAGGAAACCAUUGCUACUGAAAUAACCACAACGAAAACUACUUAUACAAACGCAGAUGAUGAAGAUGUAUCAGCAUCCGAAAAAAAUGCGAUUCGAGCUGCAUUUACCAAAAAAAGGGGCAAGCCUUCUAGGAUACGUCAAUCGAUGAAUUAUGGAGCAAAGCAGCUCAAACCCAUAAAUAGGAACCGACAAAAAAUUUCACAUAGAUUUCAAGAUAAUAGACAAAAUUCUAUGCCUCCUUGGAGCAAGAAAAACAAUAAGCCUUUUAAUGAUGAUUUUUCAAAUUAUAAAGAUGCGAUUGAUGAAAACCAUAGUAACGAAGUAUAUUUGCAGCACGAUAAAAGUAAUUAUAAUCCUCAAAAAACAGAUGUUAAUUUCAAAUAUAUUAGCGAACUUAUUCAUCAAGGAAAUCUGAAUAGUUCUGAUGCUCUGCCACCUAUUGAAUACAAUCCCAAUGAAAGCAUAGAAAUCUACAAACCAUCAUAUCAGCAUAGAAAUUUCAAGGCAGUUUCAAAUAACCCACAAACACGUAGAAGCUUUUCGGAUGAUACCUAUUAUACGAAUUUAGGCAGACAAAUUGCUUCCUUGAUAAGAAGUGCAGACACACAAAACCAACAAGUAAAUGUAGAGUUACAGGAAUACGAUGAAAAUAGUAAUGUUAAUUUAAUUUUAAAUAACAAUUCACCAAGAUCUUUUUGGGAAAGAUCUGUGAGAUCUCCAUUAAAGUUGCACAAUAGAGAUACAAAUAAAUUUGAAUAUUUGACAAAGAGUAACGAAGUUCUGUUUGAUAUUGAAAACAGGGUAGAAAUACUAGCAUCUACAGUACCAACCUUAACUUUACAAGAAAUAGAAAAUGUUGUCAAUAUUGUAGAAAGAGCACGUAACAAAAUACAAAGCGAGGGAAAUAACAGUAAGCCAAAUGCAACAAAUUUUAACAUUUGGGAAGAACGCGCUGAGAGACCUACUUCUACCAAAGUAAAUCUAAAGAACAACAAAUUAUCUGAUGAUCUGUCAGCCGCUAAUGGGUUUCACUUAAACAAUUAUCAAAAAAUCAUAGGACGUAUAACUCCUUCCAGACAAAAUGAAAUGAAUAGUAUUAAGAAAUUACAGCCACGUACUAGUACAGAUUUGAAACGCGCUGAGCAUGUCCCGCAAAUGAAGCAACAAUAUCCACAGCAACAAAACGUACAAGCUCACUGGACUUAUCCACAAACAGGCUACUCUUUACCCAAGUACAGUUUCAAGAGUGACAAUUAUUUUCGUAACAAAGAGAUUGCAGGACAGGAACAUAGAAAUCAUCUUACAGCAAACCCUGGAAUCAUAAUACCGAAAGCAACAUAUCGACAACCAUCGUAUUUUCGUUUAUUCGACUAUUAACUUCGCCUGACUGUAACUUAUCAGACAAGAAAUAGUUUUUAAAUUCAAAUAUUAUUUAAAGUUCUGUUAGAGCACUUUCGCACUACGUCCUGUCAGAGUCCGAUCCGUAUCCGUGAAAACACGGUCCAAUGUAGUCGUAGAACUGAUUCUAUUGUAGUUUUCGCACUUUCGUCAUCUGAUUUCUUUCCGUCCACUAUUAAUCUCCGUUACGGAGAAGAAAUUAAUCAUUGAUGGACCGAAGAAGCCAUAGUAUUAUUUAUAUGAACGCUCGGGCACUGCGUUCCAUCCUAAUCCGAAUUACAGGGAAGUGUAGUGUGUGUAAACAAUAAUAAAUAUUGUCUGAUUUAGAACUGAGUUUUACAUACCUUAAUGUAAAUUUGCAAACAUUUCUUCUGGUGGUAUACAUUGUGUCUUGACGUUGACGCCGAUUGCAAGGAUUCAUGAUCAACGACAUGAAUGCUCUGCUGCGGCUCCUUGUAAAAUACCGUAUGGCAAUAAGUGGCUCCUGAAUUGCUUGAAAUCGGAUCAGAGAUGGGGCUAAGCAAUAUCCGAGUUCGUUCUGAGAUUUCUAGACCGGUAUUGUCACGGGUACGGAUCGGACUCUGAUCGGACGUAGUGCAAAAGCGCUUUUACCAUUUUAUAAUAUAUCAUAUUUUAUAUAGUUUUCUAUUUUAGCAAGUGCUUUCAUAAUUAAUACAUUUUUGAUGUUCAAACUAAAAUCCAAAUCAAUAUUGAUUGUUUGAUCAUCUAUGUCUGCAGAAUAAAGGCCUCGGUUUCCAAUAUCAAUCAUUGGCAAGCCAGCCGCUCUGUGAAAAUUGAAAAGAAUAAAAGAUUAUUUCGGAUGAAUAAUUUGAGUAAUAACAAUAAGUGUACAUAGAUUGAAUUUAUUUAUAUUUCUUUUUUCGGGCCCUUUUUAUUUUAGUGCUUGUGGAUAGCCAUCCUAUAUUUAAGACUCUGCUUUCAAGUGGGCAUCACCAAGAUUGCUGUUCGGAAAUGUGCACCAUGACAAUUUAUACAGAAUGCUUCUUUUAUAAAAGAUUUUUAAUCGAUUUGUAAUAAAUGUGCAUUCAAUGCGUUAAAACUUUUUUUUAUUACUAGCUGACCCGACAGACGUUGUUCUGUAUAUAAUAAAUAAAAUAAUGUGUUUAUAUGAAUUUGUCAAUAUUAUAACACCAAAAAUUACUUCGUAAAA